CAUGGGAUCGGCCCAGACCCCCUCCCCUGCAAACCGCAAGCUGAAUGAGGACAAUCUCUCCAUAAAAUAUAGGCAGAUGGAUGGUCGUUCCAAUCCUCCAAAUCAUGUUUUAAUUUGAAAGAUCGUAGCUCAACGUCACUUCCGCUUUCGUUCGCUGAAUUUGGUGAGACUGCUGCUCGAGUCCAUGCCAGGGGUUCAUGGGGGGAACAUGGCCGCCAUAUCCCCACCGGAGUCUCCGCAACGGCACAACUCCCCGGUGGAGGAAGUCCAAACAUCAGGGAGCAAGACUGACUCGGCGGAACUGGACGGCGACGCUGACCAGACAGAAGAAAAUACACUGGAUCAAUCUCAGGAGCGUCAGAGUAGCGAGCACAGUGGUAACAACAGCGCCUCCCUGCCCGGCCAUUAUAAGGUUAUUGAGUCGGGGGCUGGAGGCGGCCAAACAUGUAAUUCACCGGAACCAAAAAUGGCCGAGUCACCAGGAGAUGAACAGAGGCCCCUUGACUGCCCCGGAGACGAAGGCAACGGUGAAGAGGAUCAAUCCCACACGGAAGAAAAUCUUUCAGAACCUGCUGAGAAAUUGCUGCCAGAAACUCAAGCUCUUCCUGGUGCAGAGGACAUUCAUGAGAAGGUUGAGGAUCCAGUGGAAGAUGUGGGCUCGAUAGAGUAUGUGGUUGAAGACCACGGUGAGGGUGAGAAAAGGCAGCACAGUGAGUCCUCAUCUAAGCCAAAAAAGAGUCGCAUGGUGUGCAAGGAGUGUGGAGUAUCCUUCCCCCGCCGUGAGAUGUUCUACCUUCACCGCCAUAGUCAUGCACACAAGGAUGACCUGGCUCCCCUCACCUGUAAAGAAUGCGGCCUUUCUUUUAAGGACCGUCGCAGCCUCAUCAAACACCGACAUGUGCAUAAGGAGCAGGAAGAGGAGUCAACAUAUGAGGACGAAGGUGUUUUUCAGUGUGCGGAGUGUGACAAUUUUUUCCCUACGGCGCAAAAGCUGAGGGUCCACAAUUGCAGUGAUCCAGAUGACAAGCCUUAUCACUGUUCGCUGUGCCGCAAAGAGUUCCAUUUAAGGUGUUCUGUCGCCAUGCACAUGAUGAACCACUCUCAUGAGGGCUGGACGUGCGAGGAGUGCGGUCGAACCUUCCGGGAAUACAAGAGAUUGCGCUGCCACCAACGAUGUCAUCCAAUCCUUAAACCCUACGAAUGUCCCGAGUGCGGCAUGGCUUUCAGAUACAAUUCCGUCAUGGAAGACCACCGGCGUAAGCACACAGACCAACUGCGCACAUACCUGUGUACCGUAUGUGGUAAGACUUUCAAGUACAGCAGUCUCCUCCAACAGCAUCAGUAUCUGCACACUGGUGAGAAGCCCUUUCGCUGCCCCGAUUGUGGUAAGAAAUUUGCCUUUGCUCAAAAUAUGAGGGCACACUGUCGCCAACAUAGACUGCACCAAGCCAACGGUAUUCCCUGUACCCAGCCCACCAAGCCGACUCCCUUGUCUGCACCGGAAACGGUGCAAGUGGUGCCAAGGAAAGAGAAUGCACGCCCGAGUGAGGAAGCAAAACGCACUUUUAACUGUCCCCUUUGUCCCCAGACAUGCAGCUCACCGGCCAACCUGAGAGCCCACAUGCAUUUUCAUGAGGUGGAGUAUGAGUCACAAGAGAGAAGAUCCCAGGCGCCCCCAGAAAUUAAAAAGGUUUGGGAUAAAGGGCACACGUGUCCACACUGCCCAUGUACUUACCGCGAUGAGAUAAGUUUACGAUUACACGUGUUCAAAACCCAUCAGAAUGUAACGCAAGAUUGGGACAAAGUGUCCAUUUCCUCCCGAAAAGAGUUGAGCUCCGUACCCAGUGGAAAUCUGCAGGUAGAAUGCAAAAGCGAUGACUUCCCCCCAAAAGAUUUGAGCUCCGUACCCAAUGAAAAUCUGCAGCUGAAAUUCAGGCCGCACAAGUGCCCCGAGUGUGGCAAAAUGUUUCGCCAUCGCUCAGUGUUAGAGCUGCACAUGCGCAUACAUUCCAAAGACAAGCCUUACCAGUGCAGCGUGUGCGGCAAAGGCUUUCGAUUCAGCAGCUACUUACAGCAACAUAUCAUCAUCCAUUCGGGCAAGAAGCCUCACAAAUGUCCUGACUGCGGGAAGGACUUUGCCUUCCUGCAGAACAUGAGAACCCACCAGAAGCUGCAUCAGGAAAAACCCUUCCGCUGCACCAGCUGCCGCAAAGGCUACAGCGACGAGACGCAACUGCAACACCACAUGCGUUCGCAUAAUGGCGAGAAGCCUCACAAAUGUAACUUGUGCAACAAGAGCUUCGGCUUGGCGUAUCUGCUGCGCGACCACCUCAACACGCACACUGGAGAGCGACCCCAUCUCUGCAGCGAAUGUGGCAAAUCUUUCUCCUGGUUGAGCAGCUUGUUGGUGCACCAGAAGAUCCACACUCGCAAGCACCAGAGUUUUAGUCCGCUUAAUUCUGCCGCCCCGGCCGGCGGGAGGACUCGAGGCAGAGGGAGCAGGGGAAGGAGAGGGGGGAGGCUGACGUCGGGUAUGUCUCGAUCAGUCGAGGGGCCUCCUCCCUAUCCCAAUUCAGGGGACAUGCCGCAUUCUUCCAUGCUCGCAUCUCAAGAAGAAUUGCAAGUGAGGAUGAAGAAAGAGGCAUUUCUUUCUGAACUACACCCUCCACCUGUCCACUGGGAGUUGGACGGUGACGGAGCAAAGCCGGUCCCCUCGUCACAGCCGGCAGAGCUGAUUGACAACUCGUCGCAGCCACGCCGGCACAGUCAAGAGAGCACACCCUCCUCCCAAAAAGCCCCCCCCUUGGGAAUCGACGGAACGGAGAAACACGGAGAACCCACGGCCACGACGUCGACUUCCUCUGGAUCUUUGCAGCAUGACUCUCGCAGAGUGUCGUCCUUUGUGGACGGUGCGGCCUUGUGGAGCAUCCAACCUCCUCUGUUGACUUCUCCAAACAAGGUCACUCAAGAACUCCAGUCGCCCAGAUGGCCAGGUGCCCCUGUGCCGAAAGCGGAGACUUUGACGCUUCCUAUGAAAGAGGAUGGAAAAGUUUGGGAUCCUCAAGCAAUAACGUUGACUGUUAAGCAACCUGAGCAGCUCUGGAUAGAAAGUGAGUCACAAAAGCAGAGGACUUCCGGUGUAGCAGGUGCACCGUCCUCGGUUCAGGUAGACCAAAGCAUCCCCAUUCCAGUAUCGACUGCUGUUGCUCAUGGGCUCGGUAGCACUUUGUGGGGCAUUCAAGCGCCACUGGGGGUUUCGAACAAAACGACCUCCCCUCAGAAACUUGUGAAAAAUCAAGACUUCCAGCUACAGCAGAAGCAGGUGCCGACUGCUUGGGCCACUUUACCAAAUCAGACUUUGACACAGAAACUUCCCAUCCCCAUGAAUCCCUUUGCCCAAACCAUUGGCACAACAGUGUGGGGCUUCCAAAAUAAUCCUUUGGGUCCUCCGCUGCUUCUCACCGGGCAGCUCAAACCUGGGAGCGUACAGACCCUGCAGCAGCAACCCAUCGGCACGGCCAAUCAGAUCAUCCUAAACCAGUCGCCGUCUUUCUUCUCCCAGGCGCUUGGCACCCUCCCGACCCUCGCUUUGCCCGGUACUCACUCUCUUCACGCCGUUUCGGUCGGUACACUGGCAAGACCGUCGCUCCCAAAUAUUUUCUUCACCCCUCAGGCUGUCCUGACUGAGAGGCCACCCCUGCCACAAACUCCGGCCCUACCUCAGCUUGCCACGCGGACCGAAGCUCACAAACUCGCAGCCCGUUUGCCUUUUGCCCCAGAUCGACUUUUGCAGUGCAUGAUUUGCGGCUGUUCUUUCCCCCGGGAGCUGGAUCUUCAGUUGCAUUACUUGCAACAUGCACAAGGAAAAGCUUAACAUUGUAACGGUAGCAGCAAAGCGUGAUUUAUUAAUUUGUUACUUUUUCUAUUCUGUUGAGCCCCAUUUCUCUGGCGCUCACUUGUGGAUUUUGACCAGCUGACUUGGUUGGGCAUUAGAAGCCAAAAGAAAAAAACGGAGUUAGUUCUGCUGCACACUUUUUUAAUUGUACUAAUUCACUCUAAAUAAGACUGCUGAGACUAUUGUUGUGGUUAGAAACAGUAGUUGUUUUCUUCUUAAAAAUGCUUUUAAUAUGCGCGUUGAACAAUUUCUCAAGGGUGUGGACCAAUUGACCAUUUUAUUUACUGCCAAUAAUGUUUGCGUUUUAAAAGGUUUUUUAAGUUGUACAUUUUUGGUCCUGUCUUGAACCAUUUCAGAGGUGUAUUUCAUGUACAGUAUACAGUGUGCCUUUUAUGAGUACAGUCUGCAUGUCUGCUACGCCGGUAUUGUAGGCCUAGUUUGUUAGCAAAGUAGACGGAGCAACUCACUACUCAGUGGGUAUAUAGAACUGUCCUCCAUUUAUGCUGAAAUACUGUUUAUGGAAAUAUUGAGGUACAGUUGACAUGACAACUCUACACACGCCUGUUUAAAUGCCAGAUUUUUGUGAUGCAAAAAAAAAAAAGACCAAGACCAAUCAUUUCAAAACUGUUUCUACCUUUAAUGUGAUGUCUAACCAAUAGAACUGAGAAAAAAAAAAACAUUUUAAGGGAGUGGGGGAUAGACAAUUGAGAUAAUGUGGUCUAGUAGGCUUUCCCUGACAUUUUCUUUUUUUGCUUUAUGACAGAAGUCCAAAAGGUUUUGUGCCAACGCUCACUGGUAUUUGGAACUAUUCAGAAUUCCCAAAGAGAAUAUCCAAACUUAAUUUAGUGUUAUCACAGGCACCAAUGGUGGAAGGUAAUGUGCUGUCUCCAAUUUAACAUCGGGUUUAAUGUGACUGGUUUAUGAACACAGUACAUGUGGGUGUGCAACUGCACUCUUAAUUUUAUACAUGUACUGUAUGUCUGGGUCAUUUCCGGAAUUGGAGGACAUUUUGGCUUUCUAGCGUUAGAAUGCUUCAAAAAUAUAUCUUCACAUUCGGAUUUUCUCCUACAUAUUCAUCAACAACAGGUGAAAAACUAUCCAAGGCCUGAUUAGUUAAUCUUAGAUCAGUGGUACCAUUUUUAUUAAACUAUUUAUUUGGUAUGAACAAUACCUGUCACUGUAAUCACAGUAACAGGGUUUGCAAAUCUGGACAAAUGUUAGAUUUGUCUUGGGAGUAUAAGCUCGCUUUUUUUUUUUUGCUAGCUGCUUACUGAUGACUUCAGGAGACAAACUUACCUAAAGGUAAAGAACAUAAUGUAAAAAGAAUUGUCUUACUGUGAUCAGGCAUAACAGGGUUGAAUGAGGUACACUGAGAUAUUCAAUCAAGUCUACCUACAGUAUGUUAUAAAAUUAUGGAAAUAGAAGAGAAGACAUACCUUUGCUCUCCCCAUUCUCUUGGAAAACUGGUGAUGUCAAGUCCACUGUAUCAUAGGAUUGACUGCUUUCUUCUGCCAUACUAAAACAGGGUUGCAUGCAUGUGGUGGGACACACGUUCCAUAAUUAUUUAAAAUAUGUUUAUAAAAACGUGUACCUGCAGUUACAAGAGGAAGCUAUGAAACAACUACCUCUAGUAUAAAAAACUAAUACAUUUUAAUUUCAUUUCAACUGUUUUCGAUUUAGUUUCGUCACAGGGUGACAAGCGCAAAUUACAUUUUAGGGGUACUCCAGACUUCUUUGGUAUUUGAAAAGCUAUUUUCAAUAAUUCUUUUCUCUGAGUAUUAUUAAUUUCUUUUUUUUAGAUUUGGUCUCGGGUACAUACAUUUUCUUCGAAACUGCGUGUUUAAAUAUUUGGUAUGUGGAUUAUUUAGAAUUUAAUCAGUGGGAUGUAAAAUGUCUUCCAAUUCUCAAAUGACCGAUACAUAUAUCCGGGCAUUUGAACACUUUUUCUCUCCACCAUACUUGUACUUGCAUCUGAGUUCUCACUUCAUCAAAAGUUAUAGUCAUUAGAAAAGUUGAUGAAAUGUGUAAAUUUCCAUCCAUAAUAAAAUCAUGGUUCUUUAAGACAA
Molecule: messenger RNA, 5961 nt
Organism: Hippocampus zosterae (dwarf seahorse)
Lineage: Eukaryota; Metazoa; Chordata; Actinopteri; Syngnathiformes; Syngnathidae
Exons: 2
Coding region: 185-3874 (1229 amino acids)
Biological process (GO): regulation of transcription by RNA polymerase II
Molecular function (GO): RNA polymerase II cis-regulatory region sequence-specific DNA binding; DNA-binding transcription factor activity, RNA polymerase II-specific
Source: RefSeq, a predicted model, not a curated record